Molecule: messenger RNA, 993 nt
Organism: Selaginella moellendorffii
Lineage: Eukaryota; Viridiplantae; Streptophyta; Lycopodiopsida; Selaginellales; Selaginellaceae
Product: probable plastid-lipid-associated protein 13, chloroplastic
Exons: 7
Coding region: 83-946 (287 amino acids)
Source: RefSeq, a predicted model, not a curated record
CUGGCGAUAAUCUUGUGGAUCGGGAAAACAAAUGAAAAGCCCUAAAACAGAGCACUAAAGCCCUAAUUUACUUUGUGUUGCUAUGGCGAGUAUCAGAGUUGGAGGGGCGCCUGCGGCUCCGGCUCCAGCUUUUCCAAUCCCUGGAGCCCAAUUCCGGCUCGCGGUCUCGACAAUCUCGGCGAUUCCCGCUCCCAGGCGCCUGCGCCGCCGUCUCGUCACCAGGGCCGCCAAUCCAUCCACGGCUCUGUUUGCAAAAGAAAUGGAGCGCGUCGCAGCAAAAGAGGCUCUACUUUUCGCCGUGAAAGAUGCGGGAGGCCUAAACGCGAGCAACGAUGCUGCUGUCCUCGACAUAUGUGAGAAGCUGCUCGCUGUGGAGCGCUUGAAUCCAACUCCACGUCCAACGACGUCACCUCUUCUCGAGGGCCUUUGGAAUCUCGAGUGGGCGGGAGCUCGGUUGAUGGCAUCCAAGGUUUUGAUAACAACGUUCCCCGCAUUGCUGUCUAUCGAAGGAGUCACGCUACGAGUAAUGGACGGAAUGGCGAGAGCUACUCUCAAUCUCAAAUUCUUGAACUCGAUUGAGACGAGCUUCAUAUUGACAACAAAUAUUUCAGCUCAAGGGCCAUUGCGGCUUAAAGAGCAGUACGUGGAUGGUGUUAUAGCUCCUCCGCUUGUCAAGGAAGGCAGCAUUCCACCCCAAGUUCAAGGAAUUUACGACCAGUUUGUAGCUGCCGCUCAUAGGCUUCCGGACUCUGUCAAGGAUAGCGUCUCUGGCGGCCUCAAGCUUCCACUUGGUGGAGGCUUGAGUUACGAGAGGCUGUUGCUUAUCUCGUACUUGGACGAAGAAGUGCUGGUUGUAAGAGAUCCAACAGGAGCUCCAGAAGUUUUGUCGAGACUAGAGGUAAAGUCUCCGGUUGCAGCCGAUCCGGAAAUCGGAUACUACAAGUAACAAGCUGUAAGCAAACUUUUUCCUCUCCCCUAGUGAUAAGUUACCUA